This is a messenger RNA of Labrus bergylta (ballan wrasse), 1876 nucleotides long. Lineage: Eukaryota; Metazoa; Chordata; Actinopteri; Labriformes; Labridae. The record is from RefSeq and is a predicted model, not a curated record.
AGAUUACCGUACAUGCUGUCAAUCAAGUGGCCGGCUGCAGCUGUUCCCUGUUCAGUCAGCCGCAGGAAGUUUGAGACCCAGGCAGAGGUUCUCCAUGCGGCUCUCCAUGCGGCUUUUACGGAUAAUUUCGACUCCAAAAAACGUUUUAUAAACAUAUAUGAGGACCAGCUAAGCGACUCAGUUUUUUACUAUUUUUCACUUUCCACGUUGUCCUUGAGACAUGCCGCUGUUGAAGGAGGACCCAUCUUAUCUGUCUAAAUCUCGACUGAAGUCUGAUUUGGUUGCCCACAAUGUCGCGCUGCCACCUGCCAAAAGCAAAAAGGACAUUUAUGUGGAGUUGCACUUAAAACACAUCGAUCAGAAACACGCUGCGGAUUUUUCUAGCGAUGAGGAGGACCAAAUACAUGAUGUGGAAGAUGCAGAUCCAGAGGUAACAGAGAUUCCUGACCCAAGUGGCUUAAUUGAUGACGACCUGAGGACUGCCCUGCUCGCACAUGGAGUUAAAGCUGGCCCCAUCGUGGCCUCCACCAGGGCCUUGUAUGAGAAAAAGCUCAGGACACUGACGCAGUCCAAUGGUAAAGACCAUCGGAACGGAGCAGAGAAAGGUGUGUUGUACUCUGACAGUGAAGAAGAGGAGGGGGACGAGGAAGAGGAUGACGGAGAUUCAGGUUCUGAAGGAGAAAAAGAGGAAACUGUUGAACAGGAAGGCCAGGCCCAACAAGAGAGAAGCCAGGUCAAGACGUAUUUUCAGAAAGGUGGUUUUGUUUACCCACAGUGCUUUUUACCAUCAUCAAGGCUGCGUGCUCAGCAUCCUAGAAACAAGGAACCAACUCCCAAAUGGAAUUCAGGGAAUGCAUUAAAAUCAUCAGAGCGAUGUCGGACUCAAUGCUCACAGAUUCCCACAGGAAAUAGUAUUGGAUCCUCUGUAGAUCAACUGUCAGGAUUAAGAUCAGGGGUUACGUCUGGAUCACAAUCAGUUAUGCCCAACGAUGGCUCAUCAUUUUCCUCUCGGGCCUUCAGCAUCACUCAAAUGGUUGAGGAGAUGGAGAGUCGGGUGUCACUCUCCACCAGCGCAGACACUGAGAGUGGUUUGAAUGGGAGCAAUGUGCAGGACAAUUGGUCGCGGUCCAGCAGGCCUCCUCAGGAACCUGUGAGAGAUGUUUUCAAGGACAUGUUUCCAAACACUCCGACACCCACAGGAAUCUACGCUUCUCGUCGGAGACCCAUCAAGGGUGCUGCGGGGAGACCUAUCCAGUAUGCAUACCCUGACUCUCCUGCCAGUCCGACGACUCUUGAGAGAAGAGAGGUCGAGCGCCGUCUUGUGCCCAUCCAUAUUCAAAUUGGGGUCUUUCUCACUGUGGCAUGCCUCCUUUACCUCAUUUUCGUAUGUGUUGAUGACAACUCAUUAAGCCCAGUUAUGGCCUUACUCGACAGUCUAACCCAGGAGUCAGACAGCAAAGAAGGGCUCUUGCUUCAGGCUGAGACUCAGGACAUACCACAACUUCAGGAGUAACCCUGUUUUUUUUAUUUCCUCUGCGUUGACUUACGUUUGUAGGUUACUUUAUAGUUGAUGUAAACCAUAAUGACUUUGUCCUGGAUAUCUUCAGGGAACACAAACGCAACACUUUAAGUUGAUUACAGUGUUUGUGUGUCUGUAUGAUAACAUACCUCAAAAUCCAGUUUUACAUUUUUACAUGUUAUAUCAAGGCUUAAGUUGAGAUUUGAAAGAGCUGAAGAAAAUUGUCGAGAGCUUUUGUAUUUCAUAAUCAAACAAUGUAAUCUCAUAGUCACUUUUCUAGGAAGUGCUGUCACUGUUUAUUGUGUGAUAUGUUUUAAUAUUUCAAUUAUAUUUCAAUAAAGGAUGUUUGGCUUCAUA